This is a messenger RNA of Hevea brasiliensis (rubber tree), 2416 nucleotides long. Its product is annotated as kinesin-like protein KIN-10B. The record is from RefSeq and is a predicted model, not a curated record. Gene Ontology annotation, molecular function: microtubule binding; ATP binding; microtubule motor activity. Gene Ontology annotation, biological process: mitotic spindle organization; microtubule-based movement. Bases 142 to 2169 code for a protein of 675 amino acids. The transcript is spliced from 13 exons. NCBI's taxonomy places the organism in Eukaryota, Viridiplantae, Streptophyta, Magnoliopsida, Malpighiales, Euphorbiaceae.
ACUCUCCCCCAACGGUCAUUUGCGUUUCAACUUUGGUCUGUGUCUAAUCUUGAUUCUUGAUCCCAAACAGCCUUCGAUUUCUCCUUUUCACUUUUCUUCUAAGUUUCUCUGCAAAUCUCUCAAUUGAAAGCUUGUAUUUCAAUGGAAAUCCAAAGCGGUUCCCUGAACACACCAAGAUCUCACAAAACUUGCACUCUCGAUAAACCCAUGGAUGGCAAUUUCAUCUCUAAGGUAAGAGUGAUCGUAAGGGUACGCCCCUUUCUCCCUCACGAAAUUGCAGCAAAAAAUGGCAAUCCAAGCUCCUGUAUUUCUGUUGUUGGUCGAGAUUGUGAUCCAAGAGAGGAAGUGACUGUUCGUCUUAAAGAUCCUGACUCCAGCCGAAACGAGUUCUAUCAGUUGGAUUCCUUCUUUGGCCAAGAGGAUAAUAGUGUGAGCCGAAUUUUUGAGAGAGAAGUGAACCCUUUAAUUCCAGGGAUAUUCCAGGGCUAUAAUGCUACGGUGUUUGCCUAUGGAGCUACUGGCAGCGGAAAGACCUACACUAUGCAGGGUACUGAUCAAUUGCCAGGGCUAAUGGCACUGGCCAUGUCCAAAAUUCUGUCCAUUUGCCAGUGUACAGCGAGUACAGCAGAGCUUUCAUAUUAUGAAGUGUAUAUGGAUAGAUGUUAUGAUCUUUUAGAACUCAAAGCAAAAGAAAUUGCAAUUCUAGAUGAUAAAGAUGGGCAAACUCACCUUAAGGGAUUAUCUCGAGUCCCAGUCAAUUCAAUGGCCGAAUUUCAAGAGGUUUUGUCUCGUGGAGCUCAGAGAAGGAAGAUUGCACAUACAGGUCUCAAUGAUGUUUCAAGUAGAAGCCAUGGGGUGCUUGUGAUAGGUGUCACCACUCCUUGCAGUGGUGGUUCUGGGCCUGUUAUUACUGGGAAGCUUAAUCUCAUAGACUUAGCAGGUCAUUUCUUCACCUACCUCAAAUUGACAAUGGGUAAUGAAGAUAACAGAAGGACCUGUAAUGAAGGGAUACGCCUGCAAGAGAGUGCCAAAAUUAACCAAUCCUUAUUUGCAUUGUCGAAUGUGAUUCAUGCGCUAAACAACAGCAAACCCCGAGUACCAUAUCGAGAAACCAAAUUGACUCGUAUAUUGCAGGACUCUCUUGGAGGCACCAGUCGUGCUAUGAUGGUUGCUUGUUUGAAUCCAGGAGAGUAUCAAGAAUCUGUUCAUACUGUCAGCUUGGCUGCUAGGUCACGCCACAUCUUUAAUACUGUUUCUUCAGCUAAAAAACUAGAGACUCCCAAGAUUAAAGUUGACAUGGAGGCAAAACUGCGAGCUUGGCUUGAAUCAAAAGGCAAGACAAAGAGCGCUCAAAGAAAUGGAGCUUGUGCUUCUCCAUUUCCUGUGAGUUCUAUCAAGCAACCUACUUACCAAUCCACUGUGAAAGCAAAGGUCAAUAGCAACAGGGGCCCAUCUAAUGCUAAAGAGAGGACAAAGGCCGUACCCUUCAGAAAUUUGUUCAAUACUGAAGGAUUGAAUGAUUCUUUGUUGGAGAGUCUGCAGUUUGUUGCUGAGGACAAUAGAGAAGAGAUCUGUGCUGAUUCUGCUGAAACUGUUUUGGAACCCACUACACAAAAUCCAGUUGAGGAAAAGAAUGUCAUAGACUCAAACAACACAAUAGAAGCAUCACCAAUUAGCGAGAAUAAAAAUGCUUUGGGAAGUCCUUUGAGGAAAGUUCUCUCCCCUAUCAACUCAAAUAUAAAACCAUUUCCCCAUGAAGAAGUAGCAUCUGCAGGGCCAAAGUGCCCCGUUUUCUUUGAGCCGACGACUCCAAUGACACCAUAUACUGUGACCCGAGCAAAUGACAAGUUCACAACAGGAGGCACCCCACUAGACAAAUUUAGUGCAAUGAGUGCUACUUUGAAGAGCUCUCUUAUACAAGAGUACAUUGAGUUCCUGAAUACAGCGAGCAGAGAGGAACUACUGGAAAUCAAGGGGAUUGGAUUGAAAAUGGCUGAGUAUAUAGUUGAUCUCAGAGAAACAAGCCCCUUAAAAACGCUGAGUGAUUUAGAGAAGCUAGGCCUUUCAUCCAAGCAGGUUCACAACAUGUUCAGCAGAGCUGCAAGAGGGAUAUUCGAUAGACAUGGAGUGCCCGCACCCAGUUGGUCAGAGACUUUACAAGUUGAAUAACUGUCCAUGGAUACUUCAUCCAUUGACUCCUGAUCAAAUUUGGUUGCAGUAUCAAUCAUGCUUGCAUCAUUGGUAAUCGAUGUCCUUAGCUAUUGUAAUACAUGUCCUUAGCUGUUUUAAUAUAUGUCCCUUUCACCGUGUCCUGCGUGAUAUUAGUUUUAUGUGAACUGGGAUUUCACAUGUAUUAUACUCUUAAAACUAGUUAUGUACCAUAACUUAAGUAGCAUAACUGUGAUUCUCGUUGCCA